Molecule: messenger RNA, 2816 nt
Organism: Liolophura sinensis
Lineage: Eukaryota; Metazoa; Mollusca; Polyplacophora; Chitonida; Chitonidae
Product: protein Wnt-10b-like
Exons: 5
Coding region: 493-1842 (449 amino acids)
Biological process (GO): cell fate commitment; neuron differentiation; canonical Wnt signaling pathway
Cellular component (GO): extracellular region
Molecular function (GO): frizzled binding; cytokine activity
Source: RefSeq, a predicted model, not a curated record
AUGAUAGGCCGGGGCCUACACAACGACUCGCCAGCCGAACCGUGGGUUUGAUACAUCCUGGAGUUUUUAUAUCGCUGUGUAUACCAGUGGGACGUUUUUGUUGCUUUUACGGACUAUUUUUAUUUUUUUUUUUUCAUCCUUGUUCGAGUCUCUGGUGUAAAAGCGGAAGCGGUAUUAAGGAUUGGCUGACCGGGUACAAAUUGUUACUGGAGUGCGGUUAAAAGUCACUCGUGCGCCUACUGACAUGCCCUCAAGUAAAAUAAGCAAUUGAAAGUUGGACACACUGAGGCCAGAUCGUGAAUCUGCGAGCCAAACAGUUGGAGAGAAAAACGCACCGUCAGAAAACAGCCUUUUUGCUUCGGAUCGCCCCACGAUUUUAUGCGCACUCCAAAAUGAUCGGCGGAAUCGACACUGGAUAUCGGUAGUUUCCGCCAGAACAUCCGCUAUCUGUACAGACAAACGCGUGCUGUGAAAAGACUUGGUACAGCAAACAUGACAGUGGAUUUAAAAAUGGCUUGGAAAAUGGACUCAAGUGUGACUUCAGCGGAUCAAAAGCAGCACGAUGUCAAACGAAUUUGUUGGCGAUGCGGAUUGGAACGAGAUUCUUCAAACUGUCCUUCUUCAGCUCUUGUGCCACAACUACGACACCAAACAUGCACAAAGAUGAUCCAUCCGGCGCAUUCAGCCUAUUGGUGUUUUGGGGAACGUGGUACAAUUCUCCAUGGAAACACGUGCACUUCAAACAGUGUGACGAACUCUCGGCGAGCCAGAGAUUCGUGCUACCCUAAUCUUAUGUGUACAUUCAUCAACGUAUUAAUUUUGUUGAUGAUGCCAUCAUUUUUACAUGCCCUUGCCAAUGACAUUCUGAGAUUGAACAUCCCAACGGAACCCAAUCUGGACCCGAAUACCGUCUGCAAGACCUACCCGGAUCUGACGUCACCACAGUACGACCUCUGCUUCGAAUUUCCUGACGUCACAGCGUCGGCAAUACAAGGCGUGCAGAUCGCCAUCCACGAGUGCCAAUAUCAGCUGCGCACCCAUCGAUGGAACUGCUCCAGUCUGGAGAAGAAAAAUAAAAACCCCCAUUCAAGCCCCAUACUGAGAAAAGGGUACCGGGAGACAGCCUUUGCCUACGCUAUCUCCGCCGCUGGUGUCACGCACCAGGUGUCUAAGGCUUGCAGUCUGGGCAAGCUCCAAUCCUGCGGCUGUGACGUCACUGUGUACGGACGGGCCAAAAACUGGGAGUGGGGAGGCUGCAGCCAUAAUUUAGAAUUCGGAGAAACUUUUGCUAAAAAGUUCCUGGAUUUAAAAGAAAAAGCUCACGACAUCCACGCUAAAAUAAAUCUGCAUAAUAACAAAGUUGGCCGAAUGGCGGUCAUAGAAAAUGUGCGAACAAAGUGUAAGUGCCACGGAAUGUCGGGAAGUUGUGAGCUGAAGACGUGCUGGAAGGCCGCUCCCGAUUUCAGGGAAAUUGGAGAAUUGCUAAAGAAAAAGUUUAACAUGGCCUUCCGGAAAGUUGACGUAUCAAACGAAGCCAGCGUCGAUAGUUUUAUCCCAGACCCCGAAGUCGACCCGACAGCAUUCCCUACAAAUCUGCUGUACUACGAGAAGUCUCCGAACUUUUGUCAGAACAACCCGGAAUACGAUUCUCCCGGCACUGUGGGGAGACUGUGCAACAAAUCAAGUGACGGCAUUGACAACUGUGAGACGCUGUGCUGUGGGAGAGGUUAUAACACGCUGCGCGUGCGCAGAACCGAACGGUGCAACUGCAAAUUUCAUUGGUGCUGUUACGUCGUGUGUCAAACAUGCACCUACAACGAAUGGGUCACAGUAUGCAAAUAAGGAAGACUGGUACAUGUGUCCUCUGUGCCUAUACAUUGACAUGAACACACGUACAUGUAUAUGGAUUGUGAACCGAAGAAUUGAAUGCUGACUGAAAGUGUGAAACUGGAUUACAAGUGGAACACUCAAACUCAUCAACAAGAAUUUGAGUCAGUCUAAAUGCUUGGCAUUAUGAAUCAUAAUGAUAUUACGUGUAGUUGGUGAUGAAAGCAAAAAGCUUGCUGACCUUGUAAAACGUCUAUAUAGUAUGAAACCUCACGGACGAUGCAAAAUGACGUCACGAAGACUUAUGAUGGUGUUAUGACGUGUGGUACUUUUCAAAUUGAAGCAUUUCAUUGCUGACAUAAAUACAGUCGUCUUCUGAAGUUUAUAUAAUGGUGUACGAACAAUUUACUGAUGUAACUAUUACUUAGAAAAUUUUAAAUGUUUUAAAUCAAUUUCCCAGUAUUGGGUUUUAGACUGAAUGUUGUUCAAAUGGUCGACAGUAAUUGUAGCUCGCAAAGAGUGAAACCCUGAAGUUAAACAUUCUUGCGAUUUCAACUGGUUGAAUUUUGGAGUGGUCAGUCCAUCGUGGGAAAGUCAAUAAAUCCUUUACCCAAGGUUGACUGAAAAUUGUUUUAUUCUUUCGGUCCGUAAAUCUUUGGACAUUUAGAUGAUAGUUGUAUGCCUUUAGUAAUCUUCACAUUCAAGAAUUUAAGCUAAUAUUAUUAAUUAUGUGGAACGAUGCAGGCAUAACUCUUUGAUGGUUUGUAACAAAAAGGAAAUAGGCUGUUAGGAGAUUUAUAAAGAAUAAAUUGUUAUAUAAACUUUGGUUACUUUGGCUUCCGGUGACUACAUAGCAAUUCUGAACGACCCAAGUUUGGUGACGAUGAUACUAACGCAUAUUUCCUCCGAUUUCAAGUUUUUGUUUCUUUUAUAUGGUUAUUAAAUAUUACUCUGCUCUAGAUUGUCUAUUUUUGCCUCAGAGCAUAAUU